Messenger RNA from Fusarium subglutinans, 2775 nucleotides. Its product is annotated as ankyrin repeat. Gene Ontology annotation, molecular function: protein binding; catalytic activity. The transcript has 6 exons. Gene Ontology annotation, biological process: nucleoside metabolic process. The coding region runs from base 1 to 2775 and encodes 924 amino acids. The record is from RefSeq and is a predicted model, not a curated record. Lineage: Eukaryota; Fungi; Ascomycota; Sordariomycetes; Hypocreales; Nectriaceae.
AUGCCUGAGGUUGAGGAAUAUACAAUUGGUUGGAUCUGCGCUUUGACCAAAGAGCUCAUUGCAGCCAAAGCAUUUCUCGAUGUUGUCCACGAUUCUGUCAAUAACGCGGCGGUCAACGAUGACAACAAAUACACACUGGGCAGCAUUGGCAAGCACAAUGUUGUCAUUGCAGUCUUGCCGUAUGGCCAAUACGGUCUCGUCAACGCAGCAGCCGCCUUGAAAGAUAUGACUCGCACGUUUUCCAACCUGCGAGCUGUGCUCAUGGUCGGGAUUGGUGGUGGCGCCCCAGGCAUAAAAGACAUCCGUCUUAGCGACAUCGUUGUUGGAUCUCCAGGUCGAAACAACAGUGGCGUCAUUCAGUACGACUACGGAAGGGCAGUCCAAGGCGAGGAAUUCGCAGUUACUAGUCACUUGAACCAGCCGCCUAUUGCGUUCCUGACAGCCAUGAGUGCACUACACGCUACGUAUGAGAUGGAAGGUCACAGCAUCGAGAGCGACAUCGAUAAGGCCCUCCAAAAGUACAAGCGACUGAGCAACAAAUACAAAAGACCCGCUGUCUCUACCGAUCGCCUAUACGAAGCAGAUUUCGUCCAUCAAGGAAGCGAGGGUGUAGCCUGUGGCGAGUCUUGCGGUGAUGACAAGCUGGUGUACCGAGACACACGAGGCGAUGAUGAAAAUAAUCCUGCUAUUCAUCGCGGCUUGAUCGCAUCGGGCAAUUCUUUGAUGAAGGAUGCACCUUUGCGCGACAAGCUCGCAGCGAAGCAUGGUAUCUUGUGCUUUGAGAUGGAAGCUUCAGGCCUCAUGAAUCACUUUCCGUGCGUUAUCAUUAGGGGGAUAUGCGACUAUUCUGAUUCGCACAAGAACGAUCAAUGGCAACAAUAUGCGGCUAUGGCCGCAGCUGCCUACGCUAGGGACUUGCUGCUCGAGAUAGCUCCAAGUAGUAUGCUGAAGGAGGAACGAAUUGAAACUCUUUUGGGACAACUGAAUGGCAAAGUUGAGGAUAUUCGCCAUAUAGCCACGGAAAGCAGUCGUGACAUAAAGUCCCUUUCGUCCACUGUUCGCGACGAUAGUAUAUCGGCAUGGCUCGAUCCAGCCGAUCCUUCUGUCGAUCACAACAAGGCUCGUGAAGUCUGCCACUCAGGUACUGGACGAUGGCUGUUAGACAGCCCUCAGUAUAUCACCUGGAAGUCCCAGAAGAAUUCCUUCCUCUGGUUGAAGGGAAAGUCUGGCCAAGGGAAGACUAUUCUAAGUUCGACUAUCAUUGAAGACAUACGUAACAGCCCGCCCGGUAACUGCGCGAUACUGUACUUCUACAUAACGUUUGCCGACCACCGAAAACGAUCUCUUGAAGCUAUCCUUAGAUCUUUGAUCAACCAGCUUUACCGAAGCCGGCAGGAAUCUCGAUCCCCAAUCGACGCACUCUACUCAAAAUGUGGUGAUGGGAGUAGCCAAGCAACUGUGGGACAGUUGAGAUAUGCCUUUCGCGACAUGUUGUCAUCUCCAGGCGAUAUUUACAUCGUAAUUGAUGCACUGGACGAAUAUCGGAACCGAAGUACUCAGCGAGAUGAGUUAUUGAGCUGGAUAGAAAGCUUGUGCAAUGGGGAAUUCAAGACCCAUCUCCUUGUCACAAGCCGCCCUGAACACGAUGUCAAGACCUCUAUCGAAACUUGGGCUGACCCUUACAGUAUCAUCUGUCUCGAAACAGAAAACAUCAGUAGGGAUAUCUCUGACUAUAUUCGUCAAGUUGUGACCAACUCCACAAGCCUACGUCGAUGGCACGAGCAUACAGCAAUACAGGAUGAGAUCAUAAACAGCUUGACUGCAAAGGCGGAUAGAGUGUUUCGUUGGGUCGCUCUGCAAUUAGAACGCUUAAAAGACUGCAUCAACAAAGAGGAAGUCAAUACAACCCUUCAAACUCUUCCAACAACCCUCGAGGAGACAUAUUAUCGCGUACUGUACGAACUCACACAUACCAGAAGGAAAUAUGUCAUCCGAAUCCUUCAAUUCUUAGCAUACUCGGACAUCCCAUUGACGCUUGAGGGCGCUGUCGAUGCUAUUGCAAUAAAUCUUACAGCACCGCCUGGUUCCCGAUUCAUCAUCAAAGACCACGCAAGCGUCAUGGGCUAUACUCCACCGCGCUGGCUUGGCCAUGCUCUCCUUGUUGCCGCUGAGUUUGGCCGUUCCAACGUUGUCGAGCUCCUUAUUCGAGAAGGUGCUAAUGUCAAUACCGAAGGAAGGAUGCAUAAUGUCCUCUGUACUGCGGUUGCAGCCGGUCAUAUGGAUAUUAUUGAACUACUGAUAAAAAACGGCGCAGAUGUCAACGCCCAACAAGUAGUAUAUGGAAAUGCUCUUGAGGUUGCUACUGACGUUAAAGCUCAGUCACUUUUUUCAAAUGCCCUCUAUUCUGCCUCCUACUCUGGGCGUUUGGAUAUUGUCGAGUAUCUAGUGGAGAAUGGUGCUAACGUCAACGCUCAAUCAAUUCACGGUACUGCCGUUCAAGCUGCCUCCCGACGUGGCUAUUUGGAUAUCGUUAGAUUCUUAGUUAAAAAAGGCGCUGGUGUCAACGCUCCAGCAGGAAAAUUCGGCAAUGGCCUACUUCUUGCUUCUCACGCUGGCAAUUUCGAUCUAAUUCAGUACCUUGGGGAUCAGGGUGCUCGAGUUGAGAACAUUGAUACUGAAUCUGGCAUGGGCUCUCGGGCUGCAUGGCCUCUUAUAUGUCUAGCUCAGAAGGGUGAUGAUGCGACGGCUGCAGCACUCUUUAUAUUAAUUUGUUAA